Parnassius apollo (apollo) is the source of this 1029-nucleotide messenger RNA. NCBI's taxonomy places the organism in Eukaryota, Metazoa, Arthropoda, Insecta, Lepidoptera, Papilionidae. The record is from the annotation of a GenBank genome assembly.
AUGCAAAAACAAAAAAAGAAUUGGAAAUGUAAGUCGUGUUGCAAAACAGCGAAGGAGACUUCUACACCAAAUCCCCCAUUUUAUGUGACUCAAAGGAAAAAGGACAAUAUCCCAAAAUUAAGCGAUACUUCUUCGUCCAAUCUGACCCUAAUAGCAAAUGCGCCUGAGUUUUCGAAAUCGACACCAGUGAGCAUAGACUCAAAUAUAGACCACCUCCAAGGAACACCCUCAGGCAUGUCAUCACGCACUGAUGAACAACAAUCACAAACACCGAACACGAGUGUUGCAUCGCAUCUGUCAUUAGACUCGCCGAUCCCUGAUCUGAGUAAUGACUCAAUAACGCAGGAGACUCUUGAUUCCCUGGAUAUACGACUAUCAAAAAGUUUGGACUGCACUGUGACCGACCCAAUCCCAAUUCAGGAAAUGAAAGAGACUACCAGUCUGCUACGGUCAGAGUAUGCAAUCCUACAGAAUGAAUUUGAUAAUACUUCAUUGGAAAAUAACAACCUCCGUCAGCAACUUAGCAAAUUGGCAAAGGAAAAUGAUAUGCUAAAGGCCCUGUGCCAAUCUCCACUAAACGACAGCCAAACAAUUCAUUGCUCCAAAAAAAGUAAUAGGCGCUUAAUACUACAACCCGAAGCUGUAUCUCCCAUGACAUUUUCAAAACCUACAUCAACCGUCAAAACAGCUCCCCUGGACUCUUCACUACAAACCCUCUACGAUAAAAUUAAGAUCUUGCAGAAGCAACUAAAAUCCGCAGAAAAGGAGAUAUUGAAGCUGAAAAAAUAUAUUGAUACAUUGGAACAAAGACUAUCAUAUGACUCACAAGAGAUUCUUGAAAGGACGAACAUUGAAUGCUGUAGACAUGCUGACGAUAAUUUACCAAAGAGGUCUGCCAGUUGUACGUGUUUGGCGGAUAGAUAUGCUAAUGCAUUAAGACGUUCAGGCACAGAUUUAUCGGCUACUUUCUGCCAGCUGAACGUGUUCGAAGCCAAUGGGUCGGGCACGGCAAACAAAUCUGAGAGAUAA